Colletotrichum chrysophilum is the source of this 327-nucleotide messenger RNA. RefSeq lists its product as uncharacterized. The transcript is spliced from 2 exons. NCBI's taxonomy places the organism in Eukaryota, Fungi, Ascomycota, Sordariomycetes, Glomerellales, Glomerellaceae. The coding region runs from base 1 to 327 and encodes 108 amino acids. The record is from RefSeq and is a predicted model, not a curated record.
AUGGAGUUCCACAACAACGUCGAAGGAAACGAAGCCCUAACUGAGUUUGCUUCAAAGCAAUUGCUUCCCCUUGCCCAUGACGACCCGAAGAAGCUAGCCGACAUGAUCCGCGACAUACCCGGCUUUCGCGCAGGAAUCGACUUCCGUCACGCUGUCGACAUCGCCAAGAGACCAGGCGGCCUGGUGCUCUGCAUGCCCCUGCUCCAGUCUCACUUCGUGGGUGAUUGGAGCAAGGUCGAUGCCAUUGUCUGCUGCGAGACCGGCGGCUUCAUCUUUGCGUCCGCUUUCUGUGGCCAAAGCUGCGUCGCAUAUCUCUUCGGGGGUUGA